Molecule: messenger RNA, 1586 nt
Organism: Chionomys nivalis (European snow vole)
Lineage: Eukaryota; Metazoa; Chordata; Mammalia; Rodentia; Cricetidae
Gene: Bcat2
Product: branched chain amino acid transaminase 2
Exons: 11
Coding region: 55-1236 (393 amino acids)
Biological process (GO): L-leucine biosynthetic process; L-valine biosynthetic process
Cellular component (GO): mitochondrion
Molecular function (GO): branched-chain-amino-acid:2-oxoglutarate transaminase activity
Source: RefSeq, a predicted model, not a curated record
AAUGCCUUUACCAGGCCGCGCCCCAGGCGGGCACAGUUACGGUCUGCACGGAUCAUGGCCGCAGCGGUUCUACGGCAGGUCCAGGCCCCAAAACUUCUCCCUGUCUCCUGGUUUCUGUGUGGGCCCAGAAGAUGUGUGUCCUCCAACUUCAAGGCUGCAGACCUCCAGGUUCAGGUUACCAGAGAGCCGCAGAAGAAGCCAGGCCCCAGCCAGCCAUUGCUGUUUGGAAAGACAUUCACAGACCACAUGCUGAUGGUGGAAUGGACCAAGAAGACAGGCUGGAGCCGGCCAAGGAUCCAGCCCUUCCAGAACCUCACACUGCACCCAGCCUGUUCGGCCCUGCACUACUCUCUGCAGCUCUUUGAGGGCCUGAAAGCAUACAAAGGCAGAGACCAGCAGGUACGCCUCUUCCGGCCAUGGCUCAACAUGGACAGGAUGCUACGUUCUGCAAGGCGCCUCUGCUUGCCAGACUUUGACAAGCAGGAGCUGUUGGAGUGCAUCCGCCGGCUCAUUGAAGUGGACAAAGACUGGGUUCCCGAUGGCCAUGGAAGCAGCCUCUACGUGCGGCCCGUGCUGAUCGGGAAUGAGCCUUCGCUGGGUGUCGGCCUGGUCACACAAGCCCUCCUGUAUGUCAUUCUUUGCCCUGUGGGCUCCUACUUCCCUGGAGACUCCAUGACCCCUGUCUCCCUCCUGGCUGACCCCACGUUCAUCAGAGCCUGGAUGGGUGGGGUCGGUAACUACAAGGUCGGGGGGAAUUACGGGCCCACUGUGGCCCUGCAGCAAGAAGCCCAGAAGAAGGGCUGCGAGCAAGUCCUCUGGCUGUACGGGCCGGACCACCAGCUCACCGAGGUGGGCACCAUGAACAUCUUCGUCUACUGGACUCACAAGGACGGGGUACUGGAGCUGGCAACCCCCCCACUGGAUGGCAUCAUCCUGCCUGGAGUGGUUCGGCAAAGCCUGCUGGACCUGGCUAGGACCUGGGGUGAGUUCCGCGUGGCAGAGCGCAAGGUCACCAUGGAGGAACUGAAGCUGGCGCUGGAGGAGGGCCGCGUGCGGGAAGUCUUUGGCUCAGGCACCGCUUGUCAGGUCUGCCCAGUGCAUCAAAUCCUGUACGAAGGGAAGCAACUCCACAUUCCCACCAUGGAGAACGGGCCGGAGCUCAUCCUGCGCUUCCAGAAGGAGUUGAAGGCUAUUCAGUACGGAGCCAGUGCCCACGAUUGGAUGUUUCCGGUGUGACGCAGCCGGCUGUGCCUUCACGGGUUGGAUCCGCGGGUCUGUAGCAUCCAAUCCAGCGUCCUCGCCUCCCAAAGACUCAUGAGCAGUGCAAUAAAGGUCUGGCCGGACACCUGGGUCUCUGGCGCCCUCACGUGGCCGCUGUGCUCCAAAGCCUUAAGGGCGGGACCCAGACUAUUUGAAGCCGGCCUCAAGUGUUGGGUCUCAGGGCUGAGCUCCCCCAGCUGCUCCGAAGGGGGACCUUGGCAUAUUCUCUAUCUCCGUUCUCAGGCCGGAUCCCCCGUGCUCUCCAUGAUGCAUUUUUCCCUCUCUGUACGUGCUGCAAUUUUGAAAUAAAAUGCCAAAGAACAAGA